Messenger RNA from Colletotrichum orchidophilum, 2856 nucleotides. RefSeq lists its product as uncharacterized. NCBI's taxonomy places the organism in Eukaryota, Fungi, Ascomycota, Sordariomycetes, Glomerellales, Glomerellaceae. The transcript is spliced from 2 exons. The record is from RefSeq and is a predicted model, not a curated record. Bases 1 to 2856 code for a protein of 951 amino acids.
AUGCCUAGAUUCUCCGUCUCUUUCGGCAGGCGGCGAUCGACCGUCAACUCGGAGGAGUUCCAUGAUGAGCCGCUAGAGACGACGACCAAAGAAAGGCCGACGUCCUUCCGCGUCUUAGAGCGGACUGAAGUAGGAGGACAAAAGUCAUUUGAUGGUGGACACAGGCUGCUCAAGGCAACCACGACAGCAAUUCCUCCCAAGCAAUAUUCGGACCUGUCUCUCGAGGACAACAACAUGUUUGCUGACGUGAAGAACAACCGGGGAAGUGGGUCAUCUAAUACCACCAAAACAACCUCGACAGAUACUUCUUCGCGCCACAGCAACGUCUCGACCACACCGUCUUCGGCUGACCUUGGCCAUCAAGGGGCUCAGGAAGAAUGGAAACCCUCGAUUAGAAAAUCACAAACCGAAGUUCCAGCUCCCAAGCACAGCUCCGGUGGGUUCCUGAGCAAAGCCGGCAGAACCUUUUCCUUUGGCGGUCAAAAGAAGAAUCAAGUUCCUUUUGACGAUCAUCCGCUGCCUCCGCCGCCCUUGCCUCCCCAGGCGUCGCUGGAGGACGAUCAUACCCGCAGACCGAGAGGCUUAACGGAUUCCACUGACAGGACGGCUACGCCGCCGAAGCUCAGUGAAGAGGACUUUGCCCUCGACUUUGGCAGUAAUUUUGGUAACAUGUUCAAAGGGUCCGGAUUCGACAAAAGAGCCAGCCAAAUGACGCUUCCCGGCAACGACAAGUCCAACAUGGGACCUCGUUCCCUUACAACAAACCGAGUCAACCAACCCCAGCCAUCGCCCAUCAAGAUAGACAAGUCCAUCAAAGUUGAGGCCUCGCCUUAUUCAUGGAGCAGUCAACACUCCAAUGACAAUCUGCUGCACUCCGGCUCCACCUCUCCCCCGGCCACUGCACCGCCGCCAGUACCCCGGCAUGGCUCACCACUGGCCUUCCGCAACAAUGUGCCAUCCGACAUCAUUGAAGACGAAGAUGCGAACCUAUUGAAGGACUCAAUGGCAGCCAGUCGAUUUCUUGGCGGUUCCAGUCAACCUAGCAACCCGUCUCCACCCGGGAGAUUCCGCAGAAAUGAAGACACAUUCUCGACAGCGUGGGAUGCAACGGACAGCAAGAAGGAGGAGGAGAACAUGUUCGAUAAUAGCAGAGCACAACCGCCGAAGGCACCUGCGAACACCCAUCGCUACACAUCCAACAACACUCACAGCCCGCCCCGCAACAAAGUUAUGACUCCCGCAGAAUUCGAAAAGUAUCGCCGAGACAAGGAACGCGAUGACAACACCAGCGAAACGGUCAAGGCUUCCGGCGACAACCGCGAUGACGAUGAGGAUCAGUAUGAUGACGACGAAGAUGACAUUGCAAAGGCGAAGCUAGCAGCCAAGCAGAGGAAGAAGCAGGAGGCUCACAUGGCCGUCUAUCGACAGCAGAUGAUGAAGGUGACGGGCGAGAACCCUAUGGCCGGCCCUUCUGGCCAUGCCGCCCGACCAAACCUUUCGGUGUCGCUUAGCACCCCAAACCUCGCAAACCUGACCGUUCCCGCGGGCCCACUGACGGGUAGGUCUGACGGUUCUGAAGGAGAGGAGGAUGAAGAAGUUCCGCUUGCCAUCCUGGCUGCACACGGAUUCCCGAAUAAGAACAAGCCUCCCGCCCGACUCUUGAACAUGGCUUCAAACCCUGAUUUGCGGUCAUCCGCCCAGUCCCAACCCGCCCAGCCUGCGAGACCGGGCUCGAGCAUGGGCGAGGGAACAGGUCCGAGAGGCACAAGCGGUGGGCAUCUACCCGCAUUUGCGAGAAAACUGCCACAAGACCCGUUCUUGGGUGCUGGUCUCAUCAACGGACCUCCACGGGAGUCUCUUACAUUCGGCGGAGGCUCUCCCGCACCCGGUGCCCAGCAGCCGGCCGUCGUAGGCGGCCUUGUCGGCGUGAUUGCUGGCGAAGAGCGGGCCCGGGCUAUGCGCAGAGGAAGCCCUAAUGUUGAAGCUCAGAACGUCGACCCUUUCACGGGAGCCCCGGUCGGUCCUGGUAACGGAGUUCCGGCCUCCAUGGUUUACAGCAAUAUGAACGGACUGAACGGAAUGAAUGGUGGUAUGGGAGGCAUGCCGCAGAUGCAACAAAUGCAACAGAUGCAGCAGAUGCAACAGAUGCAACAGAUGCAGCAAAUGCCUCAAAUGCCCCAGAUGAUGCUUACACCAGGAGACCAGGCACAGAUUCAAAUGACCCAGCAGAUGCACCAGUUCAUGCAGAUGCAGAUGCAGUUCAUGCAGAUGAUGGCGACUCCAGGUCAGAACAUAAACGGCAUGCAAAGGCCCAUGAGCCACGUUGGGACACCCUCCGUUCACGAUAGCCAGCGGCAGUCUUACUUCGGAGAUUCCAUGCUGGAGCCCCCUCGACUCGACCCCCGAACAAGGACCAUGAGCAUGGUGCAACCCAGCUCCUCUUCAUGGAUCCAGCCUCCCGGAGGAGGAUUCGCUCCAUCUAUUCACGGAGGCAUGGGCGGUGGCGGUGGGUACGCACCCAGCAUCCAUGCUCAAGGUGCCGGGUAUGCCCCCUCGAUCGCACCCUCGGAACGCAGCAACGUGGGCUUACCAGGCCGCUACAGACCCGUAACGCAAACGCUCCAACCCCUGGACUCUGGCCGACGCAUGUCGGUCAUGUCGGGCGCCAUGGGAUGGGACCAGCCUCCCAAGGUCAUUCAGCAGCAAGAGAAGAAGAUGCCUGACAAGUCCAACAGCAACUCGGACGAUGACGACGAAGAGGGCUGGGCCGCGAUGAAGGCCAAGAAGGAGAAGAAGAGGGGACUGUGGAGGACAAAGAAGAGCAUUGGCAGCGAGAUUGGAGCACUCAUCUCAUAG